Molecule: messenger RNA, 2456 nt
Organism: Aspergillus candidus
Lineage: Eukaryota; Fungi; Ascomycota; Eurotiomycetes; Eurotiales; Aspergillaceae
Gene: rex3
Product: putative RNA exonuclease Rex3
Exons: 1
Coding region: 410-2377 (655 amino acids)
Cellular component (GO): nucleus
Molecular function (GO): nucleic acid binding; exonuclease activity
Source: RefSeq, a predicted model, not a curated record
GGGGGUGUUUGCACUUUAACAUCUUGGCUGCGAUCAUCUCCCCGUCUGUCUUCUUUCUACCAAACAUGGUACUCCUGAACACUCAGACAGUGAAGACCAAGCAAUAGACUGGUUGGUAUGAUUUGGCUGGGAUGGGCUAAUCUUUCUGCGUGAGCCAUUGCCGGCUGAGUUUCUAGCGGACUGCACGUGGUCAGAGCUGAGGACUGAACAGCCACAACGCCUUGGACACAUCUGUCUUCUCUGGCAGGUUGGAUAUCAGUCACUUCUGGGUAUCUACAGCAUUUGGGUACAUACUCUAGGUAUAGGAAGGCUAUGAGCUGUGACUCCUCCCGACUUAGUUCAACCGUGUCUACUGUUCUAUCACCAGUUGUCCCCACGACCAUUGACGACCAUAUCUAUUCUUAUCACCAUGUUUGCUACCUUGGGCCUGUUCCAGGAGGUCCCUUGUCCGGAGGGCUCCCAAUGUUCUCUCCUGACAUGCAUGUUCUCUCAUAAGGGUGUCGACACUCCCUUUGAUGAGCCCUCCGCGGCGGACGAUUCACAACUCGUGCAGAAUGAUGAGACGGCGGCGGAGGUUCCAGCUCGGAAGAAACCCAAGCUAGAUGCAAGGGUUACCCAGAGUGGUGGUCUUUCUCAAAAAGAGCAGCCAAGACAUGCGCCGAAGGAGCGGCCGUCACCGGUCCCGAAAAGCGAAUCUAGCAUACCGAGAGAUACACCAGCGGUGGCUAGUGGCAACGAUGCUAAGGCUAAGUCUGCAAGCCAAGGACCCUCGAAGAUUCAAUCAAUGUCCCGAGCAGUUACGCCGCCGCCUUCAAGACCAGUGUCGACACAAGCGACAGCGGUCCCUUCCAGACCAGAGCCAUCAGAAUCUCGUCUCCCGCCGAGACGAGCUCCUAGAGAAAGUCUGAACCCCCGGAUGAUUCCCAAAACGCCAGCCACGCACGGCGUGCGGCUGUCUAUCCUGACCAAGCUGCAUGGCGCGAUGGCUGCCCUGAACAACAAAGUGGCCAAAGACAAAGACAACACCGAGAAACACCUGGUUCUAACCCCCAACGAACUGGUCAUCAUGGCGUUGGACGAAGAAGAGAAGUUUGCACGGGAGAACGCAAGCGUAUACGGCAAUGUCAUCAAGCUUCGGAUUGUGAAGCUCUCCAAAAUGAGCAAGGAGGACUGGGCCAAAGAAGUCAAGGCUCAUUUGAAUGAGAGAUACUAUAAGCUUGCGCCGGUGACACCAGAAGCGAAGCCCAAAGUUUUCACGACCGGCAUGACCGUCAACGAGGAGAUCGCGCUCGCGAGCCAGCUGAUCACUCCUCUAAAUGGCCUAGAAAACCACGGUUACGUGACAAGGCCCCCCACGCAGGAGGAAGUCGAGGGCGCCAAGAAGGGCGUCAUCGAAUCCAAGGGCUGGGAGAAAUGCGAUCGGUGCGGUGGCCGAUUCCAGGUGUUUCCCGGUCGUCGCGAGGACGGCUCACUCACCACGGGGGGCAAAUGCACCUACCAUCCGGGCAAGCCUCUUUAUCCCACAAGGAAACAAACCGACCACAUCACCGGCCAUCGAGAGGCAUACUACAGCUGCUGCAACGAGACAUUAGGAACCUCCUCAGGCUGCACGAAAGGCAACUCGCACGUCUUUAAAGUCUCGGAAACCAAACGCCUCGCAUCAGUCCUCCAAUUCGCCGAGACCCCAGCACAACCAGACAAAGGCCCCCAGUCGCCCGUGUGCUUCGACUGCGAAAUGGGAUACACAACCCUUGGCCUAGAGCUCAUCCGCCUAACAGCCGUCAGCUGGCCCGAAGGGAAACCCCUGCUCGACGUCCUCGUACGGCCCAUAGGGGAGGUACUAGACCUCAACUCGCGCUUCUCCGGCGUCUUCCCCGAGCAUUACACCAAAGCAGCACCAUACGGGAGCACCGCACCAUCGCAGGAAGAGUCCGCCCCACUACAAGUCGUCGACUCGCCCGCAGCCGCACGCUCCCUCCUCUUCUCGCUCCUCCAGCCCGACACCCCGCUCAUCGGCCACGCAAUCGACAACGACCUCAACGCCAGCCGCAUCAUCCACCCGACCAUCAUCGACACGGUCCUCCUGUACCCGCACCCGCGGGGCCUGCCCCUCCGCACGAGCCUGAAGAUCCUCAGCAAGAGAUAUCUCGAUCGGGAUAUCCAGACGGGUGGAAACAGAGGCCACGACUCCCGGGAGGAUGCAGUCGCCACGGGCGAUCUGGUGAGGGUCAAGGCUGCGGAGACUUGGAAGACUCUCCGGGCGAAGGGAUGGCGUAUUGAGGGCGUCCGCCUCGUUCCGCCUCCUGGUGUGACGGGUUCUGAACCUGUUCGUGGUCUGGGGCCUGGGGCUGGACAUAAGCGCGGGAGUAGUGGUUGAUUUCUCACGAAUUUGGCAUAUAAUAGUUCGUUUAUGAUACCCAACGGAAUAGGAUGAUGGUAGACCACUUGGCAUGCAG